Caenorhabditis briggsae is the source of this 459-nucleotide messenger RNA. The record is from RefSeq and is a predicted model, not a curated record. Lineage: Eukaryota; Metazoa; Nematoda; Chromadorea; Rhabditida; Rhabditidae. The transcript has 4 exons. Gene Ontology annotation, biological process: negative regulation of membrane protein ectodomain proteolysis; negative regulation of endopeptidase activity. The coding region runs from base 1 to 459 and encodes 152 amino acids. Gene Ontology annotation, molecular function: protease binding; metalloendopeptidase inhibitor activity. Gene Ontology annotation, cellular component: extracellular matrix.
AUGCUCCUUCUCCUAUUCAUACCAAUCCUUAUUCUUAGUCUCCCACAAUGUUUCGAAUCGUGUAGCUGUGUGGAUUUCAAGACUGAAACUGAUGGGUAUUGCGCAACUUCGUGGAUUUCAAAGGUGAAAGUUUUGUCGAAAGAAACAGAUGGGCUGGGAUUGAUGAUGUCAUAUCGUUUGGAACAUUUGAAAGUUAUCAAGGCACCAAAAGACAUAACGCUACCAGAAAUUAUGAACACAGCUACACAGGAGAGCGCAUGUGGACAGACAAAAUUCAAAGUGGGCAAGGAGUAUAUUUUUGGAGGAUCCGCUGCCAACAAUGACUCUCUUCUAAUCACGUUCUGCGAUUGGCGAGUCCCCCUGAAAUACAUCGAUGAGACAAAACUGGAAAUGAAGCCGACGUGGAAAAAGUUUGUGGACUCGGUCGGAAAGUGUCCAGCACCCCCAACAACACAUUGA